CUUUAUACUUUCUUCCGCAGUUCAAAAGCAAACAAAAUGGACAUAAAUGGAUGGGAGGAAGAACUUGAUGCUUGGAGGAGACGUGGUGCACUGGAAAAUAUGGGCUGGCACAGGGAGGCCUUAUAUAAUAUAAGGUCGAAAAGUGAGGAUCUUCUUCAGGGAGAAAGAGCUGCAAUUACAGUUGAAUUAUGCGAAAUGAAGAAAGUGCAUCUUCAAGAUUUACCAAAUCUAAGAAAGUUUUCCUCAGGAAACACUCUUAAAUGGUCAUCCUUAGAGAAUGUGGUUUUGAAGGACUGUCCCAAAGUGAAGAAGUUUGGUUUGGGAAUGAUAAAAGAAUCAGAGUUAAAAUCGAUUCUAAUAACAGAAAAUGAAGAGCAAAUUGACCCUCACACCAAGCUUCCAUAUCUUUUUGAAUUAUCGAUUCCAGAGCUCUUGAAGAAUCAUCUACAACAAAUUACUUAUUCCCAAGUCCAUUGUUGGUGGAAAAAUUGAAGAUACUUUAUGUGAUCAAUAUGAAUGUAGAGAAACUCUGGCAUUGGAAUUAUCCGUCCAAAUCAUUCUGUGAACUUGAAAAUCUAAGUUUGACCAACAACAACAAAUUGUUGACU
Molecule: messenger RNA, 608 nt
Organism: Vigna radiata var. radiata (mung bean)
Lineage: Eukaryota; Viridiplantae; Streptophyta; Magnoliopsida; Fabales; Fabaceae
Exons: 5
Coding region: 37-492 (151 amino acids)
Source: RefSeq, a predicted model, not a curated record